Molecule: messenger RNA, 9857 nt
Organism: Anolis carolinensis (green anole)
Lineage: Eukaryota; Metazoa; Chordata; Lepidosauria; Squamata; Anolidae
Gene: igsf22
Product: immunoglobulin superfamily member 22
Exons: 23
Coding region: 5432-9409 (1325 amino acids)
Molecular function (GO): protein binding
Source: RefSeq, a predicted model, not a curated record
CUGGGAGUUGAAGGCCAAAACAUCUGGAGACCAACAGGUUGAGAACCACUGCUCUAACCCAAUACUUGGUCUCACUGACAGAUUAGACUUCCUGUCACUAUAACAUUUCUUAGUGUUUUGCUAGUGAUUGGGAAUAAAUGACUUCUGGAUUUUAGUUGGAGAGGUUUGCUGGCUAGAAAUUGCAUUAUAGUCCCAGAGACACUUCCUUCCCAUGAGCAACACAGCAGUUGAAUGUUCUUAUAUACAGUUCUGAACUACAUUCAUGAUGUAGCAAAUUGAUCCUGUGAAUAUUUUGUCAUGCUCCCUCUCUGAGCCUGGCUAGGUGUUUGUAAAGGCACAGUAAGAGAAGGUGGACUUGUGAGAGGAACGAGUAAGGAAGUACUCGUACAUAAAUAACUCUUUUGUCAUGGCCUCUGUUUUGCAGCCACACAAACCACUUAUCCCAUGAGGAUGCUUGUGCAAGCUCUUCUAAAUGCUGUAACUCAUCAACACAUUUCUGUUUUAAAGGAUUUGACUUGUUUCGUUAGUAAUAGCUCCUGAAUAAACUUAGAGAUUGUGGGAUAAGAAAAGGGAUGCUCUUAUGGUUCAAUAACAGUCAAAGAAUUGGAAGCAGAGAAUGUCAUAAUGGAAAAGUGUUAAGAGUGAGGUUCUUGAGACUGGUGAAGUUUUAGCCUUCUCAUAAAUGAGCUUUCCUUUCUUUUCCUUCCUUCCCUUCUUUUUCUCCUUUCUUCCUUUCUUUCACUUUUCUUUCUCUUUUUCUUUCCUCCCUCCCUCCCCCCUCUCCCCCUUAUACAUACAUCACCAAGAAACAGCCAAUCUACUUCACUCCCUUUAUUUCCCACUCACAUGACAGAGGGCCACUUCACCUUGCUAUGGACAAUCAUUUUCAUUCCUUCUGCUCUGGGCACAAAAGAAGUAUUUGGUGUUUUUUUUAAGUUCAAACCCCUCAAUUAUUUUACAUUGGAUAAUGAAGGAUCUCUGUGAAGUUUGGGUCAAAUCAUCAAGCCACAUAGGAGCCUUUGUGGAACAAACCAGCAAACCAACCAACCAACCAACCAACAUACAUACAUACAUACAUACAUACAUACUUUGACAGAUAGAUAGAUAUAGUAACAUUGUUGUUGUUUAUUCGUUCAGUUGCUUCCAACUCUUCGUGACCUCAUGGACUAGCUCACCUCAGAGCUCCCUGUCGGCCGUCACCACCCCCAGCCCCUUCAGGGUCAAACCAGUCACUUCAAGGAUACCAUCCAUCCAAUAAUAAUAAUAAGACUAAAUGUUUUUAUGAUUUCUUAGCUAAAAUAUUCAAUUAUAUUUAAACAACUCAUAAUUGCAAUUACAAUAUCAUGUUUCAAACAUUUUGAUAUUAUUUUUGCUACUUAACUAAGUACUAAAGCUAGAGGCAAAAUCUCAAUGAAUCCAAUUUCAAAUUAUUCUGUCUCAAAAGUAACCAAACAGCUGGCAUAGAGCUGGAAAAGGAAAAGAAAUCAAUGUGGUUGUAGCAACUCCCAAUGCACAUAGCUAUUUGGAGCUAUUUCAUUUGUAUAAAGGAUGAGUAAAGGAGAAUUUCAUGAGGGUUUAUAAAAUUCUCUGUGGCAUGCAGAAAGUCAUAAUCUGCAGUAAGCCGGCUUCAGUCCUGAACUGGGAAAAAGAAAAUAAUAAUGUGCUCUGUUUCUAUUAAUAUUAGUAUCGAGCCUCAUCCAGCAGAUCUGAAUAGUGAGAAAUGCAAAAUACAGAAAAGGAGUGCUUUAAAGUGAAAUUUGUUAUCACAAGUGAUGCCCACCAAAUUCAGAUGGCUCUUUGGGGGUAAACUAGACACAUUCAUGGUCAGAUUGGUUAUCCUUUAUAAGUGAGGUAUUUAUUUAUUGUAUCAGAAGUGAAACCGAGAGUACAGUUGUAAUGCAUUUAGAAACACAGACAAAGUUAAACACUUGGCUUUAUACUAGAUUUCCUUUGACCAGAAGCUGGCCAUUUGGAGUGCCUCUGGUGUCGCUACGAGAAGGUCCUCCAUUGUCCAUGUGGCACGGUUCAGACCGCAUUGUAGUAAGCAGUCUCUGGUUUGCUCUUCCCCACAUUCGCAUGCCACAGACUUCACUUUGUAUCCCCAUUUCUGAAGAUUGGCUCUGUACCUCGUGGUGCCAGAGCGCAGUCUGUUCACUGCCUUCCAUGUCGCCCAGUCUUCUGUGUGCCCAGGAGGGAGUCUCUCAUCCGGUCUCAUCCAUGGAUUGAGAUUCUGGAUUUUAGCCUAUCACUUUUGGACUCUUGCUUGCUGAGAUGUUCCUGCGAUUAUUUCUGUAGAUCUUAGAAAGUUAAGAAAGGUGAGUUGGCUUUUCCUUUAUUGUACAGCUUAGCACAUUUGAACUGUGCAUUAACUUUUCUAAUUCACUGCUCACAUCUAAAUCCAAAUCAUUUAUGGAAAAAAAUUAAAAGCACUGGACUAAUACAUAUAAAAUUUUAUCUCGUGAGCAAUCACAACUAAAGCAGGAAUACAGUGUUUAUGCCUCGGACCUAUCACAUGAUAUUGUUUCUGUCUAGGAUCUAGGGCAAAACAAGUACUCAUGCAACGCACUCAUGAUAUCUAUGCUCAAUUGGACCUAGCAAGUAUAGGUAGGUCUUCUGCCACAAAGUUUUUAGCCUCCCACAAAAUGAAUACUCAUUUAGAACACUAUCUGACUAUUCCAGUUCCAUUGCCCUUAAGAAGAAUAUACACCAGGGCCAGGUUUGAACAACUCGGUAUUAUGAUGCAAACUGGUCGCUACUGUAACAUCCCAAGAAAUGAGAGAUUCUGUGUCUGGGGAGAUCAAAAAGUAGAAGACAUCGAACAUUUUUUGAUUGACUGCCCAGCAUAUGCCGAACUUCAACACAGAUAUUUACAUCCAUUACUAUCUAAUUUUAGGUCUCACAACAGAAAUGAUCUUCUGACAGUCCUCUUGCAAGGACAAGAAAGAUCCACCAUAAUUAGAGUCAGCCUCUUUACCCUGAAAGCUAUCAAGAAAAGAGCACAUUUCCUGAAAGAAGAAGAAUCAGGAAAAUAAGAUUUUGUCAGCAAACAGAUGGUCAGCUGCCUGUCCUCCCAUCCUUUUUGCCUUGUUUUUAUUUAUGUUGCACUUUGAAAUGGUCAUAUGACUGGUCAAACAAAUAAAUUAUUAUUAUGAUAUUGUUUCUGUCUUACCACUCUGUCAGUGGGAGACCAUUGGAAGGGGUUUCUUUUAUAAAAGGGGGUCAUUAAAAGACUAUUUCAGUCUGUAAAAGAAGACUGUUUCCUAGAGGGAAAUGAGUGACAUUAUGUCAUAAACUCUAGAGAUAGCCUACACAGCAAUCUAUAUUAAAAUAGCUUAAAGGAAACCUAGUGAAUGAUGCAUAGUUAAAACCACAAGAAAUAAAGGAUGAGUGCAAGCUCUAGAAGUCCCUUCAAUAGUUGCCCUGUGUUUUUGCUCCUGUAGUUCUAUUUUACUUGGCCAGAAGAGGUAAAUGAAAUGGCUUUUAACUAAACUGAAAUGCUUCCCUAUGGAAAGAAAAAUAAAUCUCUGUAUAUAAGAAAUAUUAUGCCUUAGAACAAAUCAACAUAGCCUUCUUCACAUUUUAUUUUAUUUUAUAGGAUCUUCUGGAUACAGAUUCUGUUGAAGAACAUAACAGAUCUGAAAUUGAAAGGAUGGUAGCCCAGGACUAUAGCUAUGGUGUGAACAUGGAUGUGCACACACACAAACAUAAAAUGAGGCCAUUGCUCACCCCAGUACGACUUUUCCUUUUGUCCAAUAACAUUUUCCUUCAGUCUUUUAAUUUCUUAACAAUACAGUGACUCAUUUUCACUCUCACUUUCUGGAAUGCUUAAAAUUUGGGAACUGAAGGGAAGUUUCAUGGGAAAAGGCAGAAUUGUUAUUGGAAGGUCAAUGCCCUCAUUUUGCUCUCUCUGUAGCUGCCUCCUUCAGCCUCUCUCUCUCCUGGCAGCGUCUCUGUUUCUCCAUGCGUGUGUAUUUCAUGCAAUCUACUUAAAGGAACAAACUUGAGGGAGGGGCAGUUCCUGUAACAGCAUAUCUCUUAUAAAAAGAUCUUCUCCUUAGAAGUUGUACCGCUUCUCUGAGUCAAGGUUUUAUUUAUUUUGACUGACAUGAGUUCAAGUCCCAGUGGCACCUCCAAGAUACCUUCUUUACUCUUAUAAGGUAAAGUCUUCUGGUGAUAAUCCAUCCCCGGGGAUCUGACAAAGAAAAUGUCAGGUGCUCUUCCUGCUUUGCAUAGUUAUCUGGUCAUAGUUCUAAAAGGAGCAGGAGGGGAAUAUGCCUUGGAGGCUUUUAAAAGGUUCCAACCUGAAGGAGGUUUAUUAAAUGUUCACUGAAGAAAGGAAGAAAUGGAAAGCUACUUAGGUCUUUAUUAUGGCAUGAUAGUCUGAGCUGCAAAGACUGAAUGUGAGAUGUUGGGUCCCCUCCUCUCAUGGUUAUGUUUCUAAAAGAGCAGACAGAGCUACACAGUAUAACACGGGACUCUGCCAAAAAUAACAUUCCUGUGCCAAGUUCUCACCACCACCACCACUACCCCAAUAAGUUUAAUCAACAUUGUGUUACCACAACAUGCAGUUUUCUGCCUUGGGAGAAUGUGCAAUGUCAUGAGCAUAUAACAUUUGGUAAGUGAAGCUUUGUAAUAUCUCUAAUUUAAAAUUAGAGCUCAGGAAAAUUACUUUUUGGAAUAAAGUCCUUCAUAUUCCUCAUCCAACAUAGCCAGGUCAGUGACAUUCAAAAAAGUAACUUUCCAAAGUGAAUUGAACAGAGAGUAAGCUGCACAUGUCUUACCUCUGUAGAUCCCCCCCCUCCCCAAUAAGUACCUAAAGACAACUUUCGUAUGCCCAUUGCUAUAAGCCACACAUUGAGUUCUAUACUGGAAGAGAAGUGGGCUAUACAUUAAAUAAAACCAACUUAAGAUUUGUCAUUGUCAUGUCCUUUUCACAUGUCUCAAGCACGAGCCACUUUAUAUUCAUUAUAUUUGUCAGCAUGGAUAAAUUUUGUUAACAUUGAUAAGCACAUUGCGGGCUUACAUGUGAGUUGAAGGAGGGAAAGUCACACCGUGUUAGGGCACUGUCUGAGACAUGUAGCAUUUCGCUUUUAGGUAACUAUUGGUUUUGCCUGGAGGGUUUGUCUUUUUUAUACUGCAAGUACAUGGAACUGUUGAACCUGCAGAAAUGGAUGUAACCACAUAGCCCACAAGGGGCCAGUGUAUAUUUAAAGUCUGAACUACACAGAACCAUAUUUGAGCUGUGGGACCCAGCUGUCUUCCAGAGUCUGCCAAGACUCUUUAGCCACUUCCCAUCUGCUACCGGACUCAGAAGAACUCACUGAUGCUCCAGAAACCUUUCAUAAUAGAGACCACCAACAGCCUUCACUGCCAGAAAAAGAAAAGCUCAGAAAACCACUGUAGUUGGUAAAAAGCUCCAACAAUCCACAUUAUGGCAACUGCAGUCAUGCAAAUGCAAUCUCAGGUGCAAAGCACCAUGGAGAUCUCCAGCUCCAGUUCCAGCUCAGUGAGUCACAUGUCUCACACGACCAAAAUUGUGGGAGAUGAGGUGGUUUCUCAAAAAUCCUCUUCCGUUGUGGAGUCCUUUAGCAUGAUCUCUCGCUCUGUUGAGAUACCUGCAGGAGAGAGCAUCCCAGAAUUUGUGGAAAAACCCCGUCCCCUAACAGCCACUGAAGGGGACAAAGCUGUCUUUCGGGCCAAAGUGAAAGGCAACCCCAAACCCACUGUAACAUGGAAAAGAGAAAGUGGAAUACCAAUCAAGGAAGGAUCGAAGAUGUUUUUUGACAGCAUCAAUAAGGAAUACAUCCUUAAGUUGGAAAACCUGGGAUCAGAGGAUGCAGACAAUUACAAGUGUAUGGUCGCCAAUGAUCAUGCAGAAAUUAUCUAUACUGUGUCCUUGAGUAUAACUGAAAGCCAAGAAAAACUGGAUUUCAAAAAAAUGUUGAAAAAAAGAGGGCCUCCAGCUCCAAAGAAAAAAGAGAAGAAGGUGGUGGAUGAAAAGGAAAUGCUAGAGAUUCUCUCCAAGGUACCCAAGAAAGACUUUGAGAAGGUCUGCAUGGAAUAUGGCUUCACAGACUUCAGAGGACUUCUUAAAAAACUGAAGGAAAUGAAGAAAAAAGUUGAAGUUGAGGCUAUAAAAAUUCUGAAACCCUUGGAGGAUGUUUCUGCUAAGGUGGACUCGACAGCAAUAUUUGACUGCAUUUUAGAACUCAGGGAUGCUAAUACGAAAAUGAUAUGGAUAAAGGAUGAUGAACCUUUGCGUCUCCAGUAUUCUCUAGGAAAAUAUGAAAUGAAACAGAUGGGCACUAAGUAUAUGCUCUACAUCAGCAAUGUGACCGAAAAGGACAUGGGUGUAUACACUCUAACUGUAGGCGAUAAGCAACUCUCUGCAAGAUUGCACGUAAUAGAUGAGCCUCUGACGUUUCUGGCAGACCUGAAACCUUUAAAAAUAACAGAGAGGCAGACUGCUAUCUUUGAGAUACGUCUUUCCAAAAAGGUGCCCAAUUUUGCCUGGAAGUUCAAUGGGAAAGAGCUGAAGCGAGAUGACAAGUAUGAAAUCAUCACAUCAGAAGAUGGCCUAACCCACACACUGAAAAUUAAAGAUGCUCGUCCAAGUGACAUGGGUCUUGUCAGCUUUGAAACUGGAGAUCUAGUAACCAAGACUGAACUUUUUAUUCAGAGAACACCAAUUAAGUUCAUCAGGAAUCUGAAGAAUGUCCGAGUGAAAGAGAAGGGAAAAGCUUCCCUGGAGUGUGAAUUGACAACUAAAGAUGUUACUUUGAAAUGGAUGAAGAAUGGGAAGGUGAUCGAGAGGUCUAAAAAAUUUACCAUGAUCCAUGAAGGGAAGACUGCAGAGCUGAUCAUUGAUGAUGCUGAUCAGAGUGACACAGGGGAAUAUAUGGUGGUUGCCAUGCAAGAGAAUGACCCCACUGAAUAUUACAGCAAUUGUAAUGUGACAGUAGAAGAGAGAUUUGCUACUGUCAAGAGCGGCUUGUCAGAUGUCCAGGCAGCAACUGGGGACCCAGCUGAGCUCUCUGUUGUCCUGAAUGAUGAGAAAGUAGAAGGUGUUUGGUUGAAGGAUGGAAAAGAGAUUACAGAUAUGAGAGGAAUCCAGAUCAUCAAGCAAGGGGCUGUUCACAAAAUCAUCAUUGACAAGAUGGGGGAGGAAUUUGAAGGGAAGUACACCUUCAGAGCAAAAGGGGCCGAGAGUGAGGCCACUGUUAGCAUUGCAGAUCCACCUUAUAUUGAUCCAUCUGUACUGGAAGCUUUAGCUGCUCACCCAGUGACUGUGAAAGCAGGACAGACGGCUUACAUCAAGGUACCUUUCAAGGCCAAGCCCUUGCCCAAAGUUACUUGGUUUAAGGAUGGCGUUGAGGUGACUGAAGAAGACAGGGUAAUGAUGGAAAGGACCAAUGACCAAGCCCUGCUCACCAUCAAGAACUGUGUGAGAGAAGACAGUGGAGCUAUCAUGCUGAAGCUGAAAAGUGACUGUGGAUCAGCCAUCGCUCAUUUGCACCUCAAUGUCAUUGACAAACCAAAACCACCACAAGGGAAAGUAGAAUUCCUGGAAAAGACAGGGAAGUGUAUCAAAAUGAAAUGGAAAGCACCCAAAGACAAUGGCGGCAAGCAGGUGACCCACUUCAUUAUUGAGCGGAAGGUGGUUGGGAAGAGGUCCUGGAUCAAAGUUGGGGAAGUUGACAGCAAGCAGACCACAUUUGCUACAGAUAAGGUGGAAGAAGGGAAAGCCUAUCAAUUCCGAAUCCUGGCCGUGAACUCCGAGGGUGCAAGCGAGCCACUAGAGACAGAAGAAGUCUUUGCCGGGGAUCCUAUUGAUCCUCCAGGACAGGCUUCUCAACCUCAAGUAACCGAUGUGAGCAAAGAAGCUGUUACCAUUACCUGGAAUCCUCCAGCUAAAGAUGGUGGCUCCCCAGUAUUGGGGUAUAUUGUUGAAAGAAGGAAGAAAGGCAGCAACCUUUGGGUCCCAGUAUCCAAAGAACUAGUACAAGAUACUAAAUGCAAAGUGGAUGGCUUAUUGGAAGAUACAGAAUAUGAGUUCCGCGUCAUUCCUGUGAACCGAGCAGGUCCUGGACUUCCAAGCAGUGCUUCCAACUCGGUUGUGGCAAGGGAUCCCAUCAAACCUCCUGGACUGGUGAAGGGUUUGCAUGUAGCUGAUUCUUCCAACUCCAGCAUUUCUUUGGCAUGGCAGCAGCCAGACGAAGGUGACGCACCUUCAGGCUACAUACUGGAGAUGCGGGCUGAAGACACCAAGGACUGGUCCAAAUGCACCAAGAUCCCAAUUACUGGUACCAACUACACAGUGGGAGGACUGCAGGAGAGGCAGAAAUAUUUCUUCCGGAUCCGUGCUGUGAAUGAGGCUGGAGUGGGAGAACCAAUUGAAUUGAAAGAUGGAGUCCUGGCCAUGCCUCCUCCAGCUGCUCCGAAGUUCGACCUGAGUGCCAGGCUGAAGAACCACAUGGUUGUUCGGGCUGGGACAGCCCUCUGUAUCCAUGCCAGCUUUAAUGGGUCUCCUCCCCCAAAUGUGGUCUGGCAAAAGGAUGGCGUUCCCACAAGGGGGAGAGAGAGCAUCACUAAAGGCAAGAAUCACUCCCAGUUCCUCAUCCACAGCACCAAACGCAUGGAUUCUGGACUCUACCGUAUUGUGCUCAGCAAUGACUAUGGGGAAGCCCGCUACGACAUCCAUGUGCGAGUAACAGAUUUCCCAAGGCCACCUACCAACCUAAACGUGUUUGAGGAGGUGCCAAAUACAGUAACACUAAAAUGGGACCACUCUCCAGAUGUGAAGGAGGACAGUGGUGCCCAUUACGUCAUCCUGAAACGUGACACUAGCACUGCCACUUGGUUCACAGCAGCAGAGAAAGUCUACAGCAACAAAUACACAGUCACAGGCCUGCUUCCUGGCAGGAAAUACUUCUUCCGUGUCAUUGCCCGGAACGAUGUUGGUGAUAGUGACCCUCUAGAUUCAAAGGAUUCCUGGCAUAUAAGCAAAGACAAAGAACGUUUCAAUGCCAAUAUAAAGGAAUAUCAUGAACGAGACUGGCGCCAUGCCCCGCAUUUCAUCACCCCUUUGAAGAACCAUGUAGUACGCCGGGGCCUUGACUGUACCAUGAGCUGUGCAUUCUUGGGCAACCCCCGCCCUGUGGUUACAUUGUACAAAGGAAAUGUUAACAUUACAGCUAAUUCUAAAUUCUGGUACAAUUCGAGCAGCGGAGUCUGCACACUGAUGAUCCCCACUUGCACCCUCAAGGACAGUGGCGAGUACUCCAUAUUAAUUGAGAAUGAGCUUGGAAAUGACAAAUGUAGCUGCACAUUGACCGUAUAUGAUAAAGAUGAUAAACGCCUUCUGGAUUCAGUGACUGCCAGCCUGCAGAAGUCAAAACACCUCAUGUGAACAGCGUGAACAGAAAACACGUUAUAAAUUCAGCUCAGUGUUUGGAGUAAUUCAGAUUUUUUGUUUGCCUGUGCAUGGCUUAAGCAGCAAAUUAGAUGCAGGUGCAAAGUCCCAUUGCUUUAAAUUCUUUCCCGCAGACAGUAGUUUUGCUUCUACAGUUUUCAGAUGUCAGUAGUCAUAAUAAAUAAGAUUGCACACCACCCUUGGAGUGGGGGAAGACUAACCAUUGCAACUAUAUUUCAGUAAGAAUAUUUAGACAACUUUCCAAAACCAAAAAGCCAACAGCUGUGCACUGUAUCUAAACUGGUUUUCAUGAAAUUAUCAUCAGAGUAUCAACUUCCUUUGGAUAUUGAUUGUAUGUUCUUCUGGGUCAAGAACCAUUCGUAUUUUUAAAAUACUAUGGUUUGUUGCACUGGUAUACAACUGAAUUAAAUGUUUGUAUUGAGUA